UCCCUGGCAGAAGGACCUGCAUGAACAAACCCUAGAAGCCACGGUGAUGUGACCCUCAUCAGCAGCAGUAUGACCAGUAUGCGUUUAUUGCAGAGACACCCAGAAGGCAGCUGUAUUUGCAUAGCUGAGAAAAACUGGAUCUUGUUCACACUCAGCCAGAGGAAGUCUCCUGGGCACUGCUCACUCGUGAUCGAGCCCACAAGCUGUUUUCUCUUCCCCAAGGGUGAAGCCACACCUCCUUCCAGCCUGACAGAAACAAGGAUCUGAAGGGAGAUCUCUGAGACCCCGCUGCUGCCACCAUGAGCUCAGAAAACCUUGGAAAAUGCUCAGAUAUUGAGAUCUUUUUUGAGGAUGUCGUUGAGUGUCUCUGGGACAUACUCAGCAGAGAGGAACUGCUUCUCCUGCUGACUGAAUUCCUGAGGAAAAUUGAGGUGAAGGCUGGUUUGUCCAGGAAAGACGAGGCUGCACUACACGAAUAUCUAAAUGAAUUGAAAGGAGACUUGAUAGAGAAGGACCAGGAAACGCUCACAAAAGAGGAGCUGGACAGGAGGAGGUUUCUGAAGAAGUUUCCUCGGGUGAAGCAGCAGCUGGACGAGCGCAUAGGAAAGCUCCAAGAGCUCGCAGACAAGGUUGACAAGGACCACAAGGAGUCUACCAUCUUCAAAGUGAUGGCCCACACCACUGGCGUUGCAUCUGGCGCCCUGACCCUCCUUGGCCUGGCUCUGGCACCCGUGACAGGCGGGGGCAGUCUGGCACUCUCGGCCACUGGGUUCGUGCUGGGAGCAGCAGCUGCUGGGGCAACUGUGUCCACCAGCUACAAGGAAAACGCAAGCAGGUCAGCAGCUGAAACUGAAGCCAAUAGCCUGAUGGCAACUGGUGUCAAGAAAUGGAAGGUGCUCCUAAAUGUACUCAGGAGCAACUCCCGAAUUAGAUCAAUAGAGAAAUUGGCAAAAGCUGUGCGACAGAUUCAAAAAAAUAUACGUGCCAUGGAAACAGGCAAAGACAACCCUGAAUUUGCAACCAAUGUAAGCGACUACUUGGGCCCUGGGAAAAUCAUAGUCCCAGGCGCCCGGCUGGUAAAGAAGGCCUGUUCCGUUACCAUGGCUCCGGCAGCUGUCACAGGGGCCCGGAUUGUGGGUGCAGCCACCGCAGGUGUCUUUCUCCUGGUGGAUGUGGGCUUCCUAGUGAGGGAGUCAAUGCACUUGCAUGAUGGUGCAAAGGCAGAGUCUGCUGAAAACCUGAGGCAGCAGGCCAGGGAGCUGGAGAGGAAUUUGCAGGAGCUCAACAAUAUGUAUGAACUUCUGCAGUAGGGCCUGACUCAGCCACCCCCAGAGCAGUGCAUGGAUCAGGAUACACAUGGGUCGAGGUGCAGAGGUACCUUGUUAGAGAAAAAAAGGAGAAGGACAGAAAAUUUUUGGAGCUGAGUAUCAGGAAUUUGGGGUUUCUGCACCUGAGCACAGCAGGCGAGGGAUGGAUGUUGGUGACCACUCAGGGAGAGUGAAGGAAGGAGCCUGGAGCCUGGAUUGAGGGAAGACGGGGAACUAGAGAAGGGUUGGGGGUUGGGGGAGAGAAACCACUUUUUCCCUUCAUACUAUGAAAUUUUACUUUGUUUUGAGAAAUAGCCGAUUAACAAUGUUGUGAAACAAAAUAGCUUCAGGUGAACAGUGAAGGGACUCAGCCAUACAUCUACAUGUAUCCAUUCUCCCCUCAAACCCCCUCCCAUCAGAAACCACUUAUUUUGAACUAAAGAAGUCACUGGGGGCAGAAUAAAGGGAGAGGCAGGGGAACUAGCAAUGAAAGACCAGGAACAUGAAUGGGUUGAAAAUGAGAGAAAGUCAAAGAGUUAGGAUUGUUGGAAUCCAGGAGAAGUAGCAGGGGCUCCACUAGCACCCUCACCAAGGUCUGAUGCCCCAGCAAAGAGAGUCUCCCCCUGUUGGUGGUCUCUAGCCCUACUUCUCCAGCAUCAACUCACCUUUGAUCCCAGCAGCUUAUCUUAAUUAUUAAUUAGCCAGUGACUUCUUUUGCUUGCUUGUUUCUUUAACGGAAGUACAGUUGAUUUACAAUAUUGUAUUAGUUUCAGAUAUACAGCAAAAUGUUUCAGUUAUCACGUAUUCUGUAUAUAUCUGUUCUUUUUAAUUUUUUCAUUACAGAUUAUUACAAGGUACUGAAUGUUUUCCCCUGUACUAUACAUUAAGUUCUUGGGUUUUUUUUUUAAUCUAUUUAUGUACGGUAAUGUGUGUCUUUUAAUCCCACACUCCUGAUUUACCCCUCUGCCCCUUUGGUAACAAUAAAUUUGUUUUCUGUGACUCUGA
This is a messenger RNA of Cervus elaphus (red deer), 2312 nucleotides long. RefSeq names its product apolipoprotein L3-like. Bases 300 to 1310 code for a protein of 336 amino acids. Gene Ontology annotation, cellular component: membrane; extracellular region. The transcript is spliced from 5 exons. The record is from RefSeq and is a predicted model, not a curated record. Gene Ontology annotation, molecular function: lipid binding. NCBI's taxonomy places the organism in Eukaryota, Metazoa, Chordata, Mammalia, Artiodactyla, Cervidae. Gene Ontology annotation, biological process: lipoprotein metabolic process; lipid transport.